AUGGAAAUAAUUUUUAAUGCUGUAGGUGUUUUUUUUGUUGAGGUGGGAAAGAAUGUGUGUAAAUGCAUCUGUCCUGAUGUUGAACAUACCGCCAAUUUCUCAUCAAAACUUGAAAAUCUAAGGAAGGAAAUGGAGAAGCUAUCAAAGUUUAGAGAUGAUAUCAUAAAAAGUGUGGAAGGAUAUGAGAAAAAAGGCUAUAAAUCAAAACUAGACGUUAUCCAGUGGAUCGAAGAUGUACACAAGCUGGAGAGUGAAUGGGAAACUAUGCAAGAAAGCAUGGCAGCGGCGAAGAAGUGUACAUACAAGUGUUGUCCAAAGUGCAUUAUUGGCUCGGAAGACUCCACUCAAGCACGGAUUGUGCAAGAUCAACUUUUCAGACUUAUAGAGGUCAGAAAAAACUUUGGAUCCAACUUGGUGGUAGAAAAUUACCAGAUGAAAGAAGUUAAGUUCAUGCAGAGACCAUUGAUAGAAGGCCAGUCAGCAGCAACAGAAAAUCUCCACAAAAUCCUACAACUAUUAGAAGAUAAUAAGGUAUGCAUCAUCGGUGUGUGGGGUGCAGGAGGAGUUGGGAAAACAUCAUUGGUGAAUAAUCUGAACAAUGAGCUCUUAAAGAAUGAGGUAUCAAGUUUUAAACUGUCUUUUGGUGUUGUGUUAUGGGUUACAGUGCCCAAACCGCCAAUAGACAUAAGAACGGUUCAAACAGAAAUAGCUAGCAGAUUAAACCUAAAGAUAGAUAGCGAGGGAAAUGUUAAAAGUAUUGCCAGCAAAAUCUAUCGAAGACUCGAACAAGAAAAGAGUUUCCUUCUCAUACUAGAUGAUGUUUGGGAACCUAUAAAUUUGGAUGAUGUAGGUGUGCCUCAACUGGACUAUCCCGCAAGAAGCAAGGUCAUUAUAACUUCUCGUUCUUUGGAUGUUUGUAAGCAAAUGAAAAUAGACGCCGAAAUGAAGGUGUACACAUUGGAUGAGGAUGAAUCUUGGCAACUGUUAAUCAAAAAUGCAGGAGAUCAUGCCAAUCUAGAGCAUAUUCAACCAUUGGCGAAGGAAAUUGCAAGAGAGUGUGAUGGUUUACCUUUAGCAGUCACUGUUAUUGGAACAUCUAUGAGAGGGAAAACAAGGGUCGAGCUUUGGGAGGAUGCUUUGGGAUCACUUAGAAUGUGUGAACCUCAUAAUGAAGAUGUAAAAGAUAAGGUUUACAAGGUCAUCAAGUGGAGUUUUGAUUCCUUAAAAUCUCAGGAUAUUGAAUUAUCCUCGGAGCAAAGAAGCAAACAUGUGAAGAAAAAGAGAGGUGACAUUCAAAGUUGUUUCUUGUAUUGCUCCUUAUAUCCCGCGUUCAUUCCAACAGAUGAACUCAUAAACUGCUGGUGGGCAGAGGAUUCCCUUGGUGAACAUGACACAUACGAAGAAGUCUACAACACCGGAAUCACAAUGAUUGAGACUCUAAAGGAUGCCUGCUUGCUAGAAACUCAUAAUUUGGACUCUGUGAAGAUGCAUGACGUGGUUCGUGAUGUUUCUAUAUGGAUAGCUAAGUCCUUUGGGGUUGAACACAAUUCUGUUUUUCAAGAUGGAAUUGGGGUAUCAUCUUCUGUCAAGAGAAUAUCUUUGGUAAGCAACAAAGUUCAACAUCUACCUGAUAACGUCAUGGAAUGCCCAGAGACAACAACUUUACUAUUACAAGAUAACGAUCGCCUAUUGAAAAUUCCACAUGAAUUCUUUUUGGCAUUUCCAGCCUUAAGAGUUCUGAAUCUGAGUGAAACUGGCAUCACAUCACUGCCUUCUUCAAUCAAUAGUUUAUAUCAACUACAUGCUCUAAUACUAAAAAAUUGCCACUGGUUGACAGAGUUACCACCUAUUAAUAAUCUUUGCAAUUUGCUAUUGCUCGAUUGUGAAAAUACAAGGUUACAUCAUCUGCCGCAAGGAAUGGACAAGUUGACAAAUCUACGGCUAUUAAAUCUUCCUGCAACUGAUUUGGAGGGCAUCGGACGAGAAUUUUUCCUCAACUUGUCUAGCAUUGAAAUGUUAAAUAUGAUGGAGAGUAAAAUGGUGCACCCUUCCACCAAAUUUGGAGCGACUCUUCUUGGAGCAACUUCUUUUGAUGAGAUAUCAUCUUUACACAAUCUGACUUCUCUUUAUAUUCGAUUGGAUAGCUCGUCGAUUUUCAAUAGAGAGCACACCUGGAUGAGUAGAUUGAAAAGAUUCCGCAUUGAAGUUGGGGAAAUUCCAUUUCAUGUACCAUUCAACAAGUCAACAAGGACGAUAUGCAUCUCGGGUAGUGAUAUUUUUCGUUACGGAAAGCUCUCAGGCAUGUUGCAGUUUGCUUCACAUUUGUACUUGCAAAGUUGCUUGGGUCUCAAGAAGUUGUUUGUGUACAACAAUUUUGAUGGAUUAAAAUCUCUCUACAUUAGGAGUUGUUCUUGUUCUUUCAAUCCAGCAGAAGAAGGAAGUGGAACAUUUGACCCUUUGCCGAAUCUGGAAUAUCUCAACCUCGAAUACGUUUAUCGUUUAAAGAGUUUUUCCGAUUUCAGUCAACUUCUCGGUCUAAGAUUUUCUAAAUUACGCCAAUUAGAUAUGUCUAAUUGUUCAAGUUUAACAUGUCUUCUUAGCGUUGGUGACACUUUUUCUAUACCCAAGCACUUGGAAGAAAUUACAAUUACCUCUUGUAAACAGCUGGUAGAGUUGUUUGUGGAACGCGACUCUAGUCAGGCAACACUUGUCAAGUCAGAAGUUCCAAAAGUUCGAAAGUUAGUGUUGAAGAACUUACCAAAAUUAGGAAACUUGGGGGAGCAACAGAGUAUGUGGGAACACCUGGAGGUACUUACCUUGAUAAGGUGCAAUGAAAUAAGGAAGUUGCCUCUGUCUAUUCAAACCUCCAAGAACAUCAAACUAAUAAGAGGAGCAUCAGAAUGGUGGAGCCAAUUAGAGUGGGAUAACGAUAAGUUCAAGUCGAACUUAGAGCAUUGCCAUAUGACAGAUUGAUCGAAGUUGAGGUUACUUCUACUACACUUCAGGAGACUAGAGAAGUAGAGGAAGGAAAUUGCCGUACCAGAGAGACACAGAGUUUCGAGCUAAAGUUAAAUGGUCGGGUUUGCCAUGAUGUAUUUCCUGUCAGAUGUCUUAAGUUUUUUCUGCCAACACCUCUUCUAUGUUUACUGUUUUUGCUUUCACGUUCCGAUAUUUUGAUUGCUUGAUUGUACACCGAGUAAUUUCUUGUUUCGGUUGUGUUGUCUGGUCAUCCAUCUUGUUUAUUUG
Messenger RNA from Solanum pennellii, 3246 nucleotides. RefSeq names its product disease resistance protein At4g27190-like. Lineage: Eukaryota; Viridiplantae; Streptophyta; Magnoliopsida; Solanales; Solanaceae. The coding region runs from base 1 to 2973 and encodes 990 amino acids. The transcript is spliced from 3 exons. The record is from RefSeq and is a predicted model, not a curated record. Gene Ontology annotation, molecular function: ADP binding.